Messenger RNA from Paramacrobiotus metropolitanus, 1540 nucleotides. RefSeq names its product protein yippee-like. Bases 415 to 768 code for a protein of 117 amino acids. The record is from RefSeq and is a predicted model, not a curated record. The transcript is spliced from 5 exons. Lineage: Eukaryota; Metazoa; Tardigrada; Eutardigrada; Parachela; Macrobiotidae.
UGAAACGAAUCGACGGACGAAGUUGUAGAUCGCACUGCACAUUUGUUUCGACUGCGUCCCAAAACUUUUGUUGUCGUUUUUGUGACUUCGUCAUAUUGUACUUUUGUAGUUUCAGAUAUCUGCUACAGUAUAAUCUGAAGUUUGGUUGCUUCAACAGUUUUCCAAUCAAUGAUUUGUUAAUGUGGAAUUCUACCAUUUGCAUAGUGAGCAACUGCCGUGGGAUUUUAUCUUCUCCAGCUGAUUGUGAGAUAAAGAAAAGUGAGAAAACAGACAAAGUUACUUUAGUCUCUUUGCGAAACCUGCGAAUUCGUUGGUUUUACACGAAAAAUUGCCCUGCAAGGAGGAUUUCCGGUGAGAGCAUCUUCGAUCGUUUCACUUCGCGAUCUGGAUUGCUUUGGAACUGGCAACGGCACAAUGAAGACAUUUCAAGCAUAUUUGCCCAAAUGCAAUCGCAUGUACGCCUGUAUACACUGCCGCGCACACCUGGCCGCGCAUGAUGAUCUCAUUUCCAAGUCCUUUCAAGGCAGUCAAGGACGGGCCUACUUGUUCAAUAACGUUGUUAACGUGGCAUGCGGUCCUGCGGAAGAGCGUGUUCUCCUAACUGGCCUUCAUGCUGUAGCAGAUAUUUACUGUGGCUGCUGUAAAAAAACCUUGGGAUGGAAAUACGAGCAUGCCUAUGAAUCGAGCCAAAAAUACAAGGAAGGCAAAUACGUGAUCGAGUUAACGCAUAUGAUCAAGGAUAAUGGAUGGGACGUAAUUGGCGCGUAAAACCGUGCCGGAGUUAUGAGCAGCCACUUCGCACACAUCCAUCCAUGUGGUGCACUCGUAAUUGACCACGAAACCAUCAUCUUCAACGUAUUUUCGGUUUUUUUAUUAUCAUUUGGCCGAUGUUUCGAAUUCACGGAGAUCUCUUUCUUGUGUUUCUGACCUUUUCUUCGCUGCCGCCCAGCUGCCGGAAUUGGACAUGUAUAAACGGCUGCAACAUGUAUAUAUAGAGGAAUUGCACCAUUGGAUUUCAUUGCUGCUGCUUUGGCGCUGCAUAUUUGUUAUAUGAGUUGCAAUGGCGUUUUGUGAUAAUUAUUUUGCCUGGCGUUGUGUUGUUUGGACGAAAAUUGAAGGAGUGGAAUUUCUAACCCGGUGGGGACAAGUUGUUAAGAUAUUCUCGCUUUCGUCCAUAUUUGUCCAUUUUGUUCCAGUUUUAAGUUUCGGUGAUUUUUUCAGUCUGUGUACAGUACAUAUAUGAUAUACCUAUAAUAGCAUUGUCAGUGCGCAAUUUGAUGCUGCUGUCGUGCUUGUGCGAUGACAUGGUGAAGGAAUGUAUUAGCUGAUUGCUUGGACUGUACAGCCUACUUUGUCUUAAAUUUGCCAAUGUUUGUAUAGUAGCUUGAGUUUUGUUUCUUUUGAUUUUUACCUAGUCAUUACGUGCUGGCGCAGCGACUGAAUGUUUACAAUUUACAGAAUACAUUCGGAAUUUUGUUGCAUGUGUACCUACCGUUAUUCAACCGCUUAUCAAGAAAGCUAGUAAAAUUCGAUGUACAAA